ACGUUUUGACACAGCUGUCAACUUUUCAGUCAUCUCGGAAGGCAAGCGACAAAAGUUAGAAGAAAAAUCCUCCAGAAUUCGCACAGAAAAUGGCUGCAUCGGGAAAACUUUCGGUUCUGGCUCGUCAACUGAGCACCAGCUCGGUUUCCGCUCAGCUCGUUAAGCCUCCGGUACAGAUCUUCGGACUGGAGGGUCGCUAUGCUUGUGCCCUGUACUCGGCUGCCUCCAAGACCAAGGCGCUGGAAGCCGUCGAAAAGGACCUGAAGGGUCUGCAGCGUCAGAUGCGUGCCGAUCCGAACUUGCGCGAUCUGCUGAUCAACCCAACGAUCAAGCGUAGUCUCAAGGCCUCUGCCUUGAAGGAUGUUUCCUCCCGCGUCAAGUACAAUGCUGCCACCGGAAAUCUGCUGACGAUUUUGGCAGAGAAUGGCCGCCUCGGACGGUUGGAUGGCAUCAUCAAUGCCUAUACGCUGAUCAUGGCCGCCGAGCGGGGUGAAGUUGUAUGUGAGGUCACAACUGCCAAGGCGUUGGAUGACUCGCAGCGCAAGCAGUUGGAGGGUGCCCUGAAGUCGUUGCUGAAGCCAAACCAGAGCAUUCAGCUAACUGCCAAGGUCGACCCAGCGUUGAUUGGCGGUAUGAUUGUUUCGAUUGGUGACAAAUACGUUGACAUGAGCGUUGCCAGCAAGAUCAAGAAGUACACCGAUAUCAUUUCCGCUCCAGUCUAAGCUCCAGCGCGGUAGGCGGUCUCGGAGAAGGUUGAAGGGCGACAGGUGGAAUGUGUCGAAAUUGGUCAUUUGUAUGUGAACAUCCUGUACAGAACACGGUGACGACACUUCCAGUGAUUGUUUUUUCGAAGCAAGGGAGUCCUUGUAGUAUGAUGCAGUACAUGUGUAAUAACGAAAGCGAAUAAAAAUGGUAAAUAUGAUGUUC
Molecule: messenger RNA, 927 nt
Organism: Ochlerotatus camptorhynchus
Lineage: Eukaryota; Metazoa; Arthropoda; Insecta; Diptera; Culicidae
Gene: ATPsynO
Product: ATP synthase subunit O, mitochondrial
Exons: 3
Coding region: 90-722 (210 amino acids)
Biological process (GO): proton motive force-driven mitochondrial ATP synthesis
Molecular function (GO): proton-transporting ATP synthase activity, rotational mechanism
Source: RefSeq, a predicted model, not a curated record